Wyeomyia smithii (pitcher-plant mosquito) is the source of this 722-nucleotide messenger RNA. It is a transcript of the gene mtSSB, whose product is annotated as single-stranded DNA-binding protein, mitochondrial. Gene Ontology annotation, cellular component: mitochondrial nucleoid. Gene Ontology annotation, molecular function: single-stranded DNA binding. Bases 122 to 535 code for a protein of 137 amino acids. The record is from RefSeq and is a predicted model, not a curated record. Gene Ontology annotation, biological process: positive regulation of helicase activity; mitochondrial DNA replication. The transcript has 3 exons. NCBI's taxonomy places the organism in Eukaryota, Metazoa, Arthropoda, Insecta, Diptera, Culicidae.
UCUCUGCAACAAACUUUCAAAACAAAAGACCCGCACACUCAUGAGUUUGUCUGUUCAAAUAAAUAAAACCGGUACGAAUCAUAUAAAAACAGUUUUGUAAAUUAAAUCGCAGUCAAUUACUAUGUUCCUUUCCAAAUUUUCGCAAGUGAUGCGCUUUAGUUCGCGUAGAACCUUUUGCACUGAUCCAGGAAAAAUUGAAAAGACGGUGAAUACGGUAACCCUCUUAGGCCGCGUGGGUGCGGAUCCUCAAAAGCGUGGUAACGAGUCCCAUCCUGUUGUUACAUUUUCAUUGGCCACACAUUCAAACUAUAGAUAUGAAUCAGGCGAUUGGAUCCAGAAAACCGACUGGCAUCGUGUGGUAGUGUUUAAGCCGGCUUUGCGAGACUCUGUGAUCAACUAUUUACGAAAGGGACAAAGAACGAUGAUAACUGGAAAAAUAAGUUACGGAGAGAUUACUGAUCAGGAGGGUAAGCAGCGUUCGACUACAAGCAUAAUCGCCGAUGAUGUGAUUUUUUUGCAAAAUACAAAUCAAUAAAAAUUAUGGGUUUUCAUGUCGAGCACUUAAACAAAUAUCCAGCCUAAAAAUACUCUGUUUUAUUGAUGAGUAAUCGAAGCUACACAGUUUACGGUUGGUUAUUAGUGCAUGAGCUCGAUGUAAAGACCCCUAUUAGGUUUCUAGCUUAAGGUUGUAAGAAAAAAGAGGUUUUUUCUUGAUAUAGAAA